Messenger RNA from Microthlaspi erraticum, 1044 nucleotides. The record is from the annotation of a GenBank genome assembly. NCBI's taxonomy places the organism in Eukaryota, Viridiplantae, Streptophyta, Magnoliopsida, Brassicales, Brassicaceae.
AUGAACAUCCCGACCAUGAUGGUUGUCGAUAAACUCUCGCCAAAAGAGCGAAGACUGUCCAAAGCCGAUCUAUCGAGAAUCGACGCCCAAACCGCGCAGAACGGCCGGCCGAGGAACGCAUGUUCCGCUCUCGGCCAAAAUUGCGUCCGUCCGUCUGAAGUCUCGGCCAAAGUUCAAAACCGUUCGGCCGAUCAUGCAUCACGACCCGGGAAACUAAGACCCGCGGUCGGCCACGCCACGACCGUCCACGCCUCGCCGCGCACGACCAUGCCGCGCGAGCCGGGAAACAAAGCCUCGCGGCCGCGCAACCUAUCUCGCGUACCACGGCCGAUGGUUCCGGCUCGUCCCAGUCCGGCCGAGAAACCAUCGACCAUUCCAUCAACCGUCCGACCACACCGGCCGACCGUAAAUCAUCCGGCCACGACCGUUCCGACACGGCCACAACCCGACUGUCCGGCCGAUCGUCCCGACCGACCGUCCGAACGCCGCGGUCGACCCAAAGCCGUUUUUGAAGCCCAAUCCGCACAAUUCAAGCCCAAAGCCGGCGCCGACCUAGCAAGAUUAGGUCUAGCCGCCUUUCAUACUUAACAAAGAAGAAACUUCUUCCCUACCUUGAAGCAGCCGACCUGGAGACGUCUAGCCAAGCCGCAUCACCAAGAAGAACACCUUCUAGCCACACCAGAAGAGGAGAUUAACCCUGAGCUGAUUGAGUUCGUGAAGAGAGAUCAAUUCCAUGAUCUGUUUUCAGAGUAUGCGCUGGAGCACAUAGAUCACUUUGACAAUCUUUGUGAUUCCUAUGGAGUUUUUGACUUUGAGAAGAAGAUGAUGCUAUUCAGCACAUCACUAGCUGGACCAGCACUAGAUUGGGCGCAGCAUGAGCCACUCUCUACAAUCGAGUCAUGGAUCGAUUUUAGAGAAGCUUUCUUGAAGAGAUUUGCAAGGCUACCACCUUUCAAAUCCAAGUACCAUCACUACUCUCAUCAGCUGGAGAGAGAGCGUGAGAAGAAGAAUGGGGAGGCAUACCACCCCAUCUUGAAGAGCUAA